Messenger RNA from Diospyros lotus (date-plum), 1555 nucleotides. Its product is annotated as probable inactive patatin-like protein 9. Bases 307 to 1458 code for a protein of 383 amino acids. NCBI's taxonomy places the organism in Eukaryota, Viridiplantae, Streptophyta, Magnoliopsida, Ericales, Ebenaceae. The transcript is spliced from 2 exons. Gene Ontology annotation, biological process: lipid metabolic process. The record is from RefSeq and is a predicted model, not a curated record.
GAGAAACCUCCCACCCACUCUCUCUCUCUCUCUCUCUCUUCCGUUUUAACUCUCUCUAUCAGCACCUUGCAGUAGAGAGAGAAAACACAGCGCGUCUGACAGUUCACGCAGAUAGAGUGUGAUUCACAUAGAAAGAGUGAGCAUUUGUAAGCCAUUACUGCAUCUGGGAAAGAAAGCUAGACUGAUAGAUGAUCUCUCGCCUUCUCCACUGAUUUCGUCUCAAAAACCGUUCUAUCUCCUUGUUGUUUCUUUUUUGUUCUCUCUGUUUCAGUUCAGUAGAGAAAUUAAAGUGAGGAAUCGGAAGGGAUGGAGCUAAGUAAGGUGACUUUGGAGAUAUUCUCCAAACUUGAGCAGAAGUGGCUCUACCAGUGCGAAGGCAAGAAGACGCGAAUUCUCAGCAUUGAUGGAGGCGGAACCACCGGUGUUGUCACCGGAGCCGCCUUGAUGCACCUCGAGGACCAGAUCCGUGCUAAGACCGGAGACUCUCAGUCUCGCAUCGUUGAUUUCUUCGACAUCAUUGCCGGUACCGGAUUCGGAGCUCUCUUGGCCGCAAUGCUCACUGCCGACGACGGUAACGGCCGUCCUCUUUACACUGCUAGGGAGGCUGUCAAAUUCCUUGAGGAGAAACACUCCGAGCUGCUCAAGGCCAAGCAUGCCGGAGUUUUUGGCCGGCGGAGGAGGUUUUCUGGUAGGAGCAUUGAGAAGGCGUUGAAGGAGGCGCUGAGGAGAGAAGACGGUAAGGUGCUGACGUUGAGGGACACCUGCAAGCCUCUUUUGGUUCCUUGCUUUGAUCUGAAUAGCUCCGCGCCAUUUGUUUUCUCCAGAGCCGACGCGUUGGAGUCGCCGAGUUACGACUUCGAACUCUGGAAGGUGUGUCGUGCUACGUCAGCGACUCCGUCCAUGUUCAAGCCGUUUAAUCUAACUUCCGUCGACGGAAAAACCUCCUGCUUGGCCAUCGACGGAGGCCUGGUCAUGAACAAUCCCUCCGCCGCCGCCGUCACUCACGUACUGCAUAACAAACGUGACUUCCCCUCCGUUCACGGCGUCGAAGACCUCUUAGUACUUUCAUUAGGUAACGGCCCGUUAAACAACUCUUCUCACCUCAAACCCCGUCAAAGCCGUGACUGUUCAACGUCUUCAGUCGUCAACAUCGUCCUUGACGGAGUCUCCGAGACCGUCGAUCAAAUGCUCGGCAAUGCCUUCUGCUGGAAUCGUACGGACUACGUUAGGAUUCAGGCUAACGGUUUUCCGACGGGCGAAGUGGCGGCUAACGUGGAAGUUGUGUUGAAAGAGAGGGCCGUGGAAUCGCUGCCGUUUGGCGGGAAACGCUUGCUGAUGGAGACUAAUGGACAGAGAAUCGAAAGCUUAGUGCAACGACUCGUUGCUUCGGGAAAGAGCAGCCUACCACCAAGUCCUUGCAAGGAGACCGCCGUUACUACUCUUGCUAACAGCCGUUAGCUUUGUCUUUUCUUCCCCUCCCCUUUUUUUCAGUUAACCCUUGUUCUGUCAAAUAUCUAAAAUAAUAGUAACUAGUGAUCUGGUCACCAUUUUCUCU